Messenger RNA from Fulvia fulva, 312 nucleotides. RefSeq lists its product as uncharacterized. The coding region runs from base 1 to 312 and encodes 103 amino acids. Lineage: Eukaryota; Fungi; Ascomycota; Dothideomycetes; Mycosphaerellales; Mycosphaerellaceae. The transcript has 3 exons. The record is from RefSeq and is a predicted model, not a curated record.
AUGUUCAGCUGGUCCCGCAAUCUUCGUCCACUCCAUCAAGCACCUCCAAUACCAACGCACCACACUACCACAAACUUCAGCUCCAAACCACCCAGAAUGCCUGCCAUCAACGUUUCCCUGAAGGACAAAAACGGCGAUGUCAGCAAGCUUGAGGAGGCCAAGAAGCAAGUCACCAAGCAAGGCGGCAAGAUCAUCAGUGACUUCACCUUGAUUAAGGGUUUCACUGCCGAGAUCCCAGCCGACAAAGUCCACACGCUGUCCUCGAACGACCACAUCAACGUCGAGAACGACGGCGAAGUUACUACGCAAUGA